Molecule: messenger RNA, 1344 nt
Organism: Alternaria postmessia
Lineage: Eukaryota; Fungi; Ascomycota; Dothideomycetes; Pleosporales; Pleosporaceae
Exons: 3
Coding region: 1-1344 (447 amino acids)
Source: RefSeq, a predicted model, not a curated record
AUGGCGGAAAAUUUCAAUGAUUGGACUGAUAGUUAUGGCGAUUGUCCAGACGUUAUACCCUCUGACAUAGAUGCCUGUUUCAACAAGGGUUCUCAGAUGACUUCGCAAGACGUCAAUCCUUCUGAUAAAGAGACCUGGAGGAUACCUGGCCCAUUAAUGACAACUGCACUUGCGCUGUUUGCAAACGGUUCCUGGCUGAACACAGCAGCCGAAAAUGUAUCAAAUCAUUCAUAUAACGGUACCUAUCAAACUGGAGGCUACUUUGACGAGAUCCCUUCAUGGCAACUUUUCUGGCGCGGAUUGCCUUUCUCAAAUCUCUGGACACCAGGGAACGGCUACAACGAACUCGAGUGGAAGGGCAGGGAUUUUGUGUCUCAGUGCGGCUAUUUUGAAGAGCGCACGUUUGAUGAUAUCAGAAUAACGAACCAUGAUCUGUUCGAAACCACGCAGCAGUUCUUCGCCGCUUUUGCACCCGGCUUCAACGGUGGCAAAAACCAAACACUAGAUACAGCUCAGAGUUUGCUGGAAAUCGCCAUAUUUGUCGCCAAUCGAGCCUUCGUGACCUGGCUUUCCCCCGAUUCCAGCCGGAAUACAUUGGACAUCCUAGAUGGACGUCACAUCUACACUUCGCCUGGUGCUGCCGUGCCAAAACCUGUUCUAUCAAAGUCAAGCAUCAUCAUAAUGUCGGUAUUGAUAGGUCUUCAACUACUCGGUCUGGGCUACUUGAUCUAUUACUUAUAUCGCGUCCCAUCAUGGUCCGAUCAGCUGGACGCCAUGGCUAUGGCCCGUAUCGGAGCAAGUCUGCAUCACCGAGGCGUUCUUCCAGCUAUUGGCCCAGUGAGCAAGCAAGACCUCAAUGCCUUACAAACUGUGGGGGGCUUGAUUGGCAUUGUCGAGAAGAGCCCGCGUCGCGACAGCUCGGCAAGCGAAUCAGUGCUUCCCGAUCUAGCUGCUACAGAUGGCUCCGCAGUGGAACUACAAAGGCUCACUUCACCUGAGCACGGUGCAAGUCGUGUCAGACAUAGCGUUAUAGGUGUUGAACUUGGUUUGGACGCGCCGGUGCCGAUUCUUACGACUAGUCAAGCACAUCGGAGUCUGUAUGUCCCUGCGAAAACAGUACCGGCUCCCAUGACCUUAUACCAACACAUUGCUACACUUGCGCCUGAACUUGCCGAUCCUGGCGUUGGAGCAAUACGCACUUCAGACGAUGAACCACUCGAUGUCGCCGACUUCGUAUCCGUAGCCAAUACCGACGAAAUAGCAGUGACCGAAGAAGUGCUCUCCGUAUCACCCAAAGAUACCAUCCCAAUGGACGUACGCCCAAAAUCCCUCCCACACGUAUAA